CUUAAAAGGCCGAACGAAAAAUCAAAAAGCCCAUACAUAAAAAAGCCCAACCACUCUCUUCAAGAAUCAAAACUCAGCCGAACGACACACAGAUGUCCGAAGAGAGAUGAAAUUCACGGACUCGCCGGUGAUUGAGCUGUCCGUGAACGGCACGAGCCUCUCCCUCCAGCAGGACAACGGCUCGCUGCACGUCGGCACAUCCGUGUGGCCUUGCUCCCUCGUUCUCGCCAAGUUCGCCGAGCGAUGGUCCUCUCUGAUUCCGGACCCCAAUCCCUACUCCCAUCUCCUCGAUUUCCGCUCCACCCGCCAUCGCCGACGCGCCGUUGAGCUCGGCACCGGGUGCGGAGCCGCCGGGAUGGCUUUCCAUCUCCUCGGCCUGACGGAUAUCGUACUCACCGACAUCGCUCCGGUGAUGCCAGCGCUCAAGCACAACCUGAAGCGGAACAAGGCGGCGCUGGGAAAAACCCUAAAAACCUCGAUCGUGUACUGGAACAACAAGGAUCAGAUCGCGGCGCUGAAUCCGCCGUUCGAUCUGGUGGUCGCUGCUGACGUCGUGUACAUCGAGGAGUCGGUGGGGCAGCUGGUGGCGGCGAUGGAGGCACUGGUGGCCGACGACGGCGCGGUGCUGCUCGGAUACCAGGUGAGGUCGCCGGAGGCCGAUAAGCGGUUCUGGGAGCUCUGCGACGUCGUUUUCGGCAUAGAGAAGGUUCCUCACGACCAUCUUCAUCCAGAUUAUGCAUACGACGAGGCAGAUGUGUAUAUCUUGAAGAAGAAGAAACAGAGUCAGACUGAUACAGAGUGAUCCCACUAUGUCAUCUUCUACUGAUUUUCUCUUGUAAUAGAAACUCUUGUUCGCAGUUUGGAUCGAGAAAUGCAAGUCUGGAUUUUUCUCAAUUUAAGAAA
Messenger RNA from Tarenaya hassleriana, 903 nucleotides. RefSeq names its product protein N-lysine methyltransferase METTL21A. Bases 107 to 802 code for a protein of 231 amino acids. The transcript has a single exon. Lineage: Eukaryota; Viridiplantae; Streptophyta; Magnoliopsida; Brassicales; Cleomaceae. The record is from RefSeq and is a predicted model, not a curated record.